CCAAGUCCCGGUCUCACUUCCCCGAUGAGUGAUGGCCACUCUCUCUCACUUCCCCGCCUUCCCCUCCCUCUUCCUCUCUCCCAAGCUCGUCCUCUUCGACCCCCGCCACCACCUCAAUCUCCGCCGCCGGACGCCUCAUUCUCCACCGCUACACUUCGCGGUUCGCGCUUCUUCCUCGUCGAAAUCCAGGAGGAAGGCGAAGAGAAAUGAGGACCUUUGCAGUGAGCUCCUGGAGUUUGUUGCUGCCGUUGGACUCCCACAAGGUCAUGUGCCCUCCAUGAAAGAGCUCUCGCAGCACGGAAGGAAUGACCUUGCGUACAUUGUUAGAAGGAGGGGAUAUAAGCUUAUUAGAGAGCUUCUUGCUGACUCGACGGAGUCAGAAUCGACAGCGGAUGUGGAUGAUAAUGCGGAUAACUUUAUAGCUGAAAAUGAUGGCGGUCAGAAAGAUAGCACGACAGGUCAGGAUCAAGAGGUGAAUUAUAUAACUGUGGUUGAGGAAUUCUCUUCUUUCAGUGAAGAUUCAAUCUUGGAAAGUGAUCCUGAAACUCUGGUUACUGAUCCAAUUCUGGACCAUGAUGAUGGUGUUGAUGUGCUGGUGGAAUCAUCAGGGGAUUCGCUUUUGCUGGAUACUUCUUCUAGUGAUUUAGAAGUUCAUAAUGAAGAGGUGGAUGAUAGGGAAGAUGUUCCUAUAAUUGAGAAUCAUGUCAAUAGUUCUGAGAUUGGCAUAGCCUUCAGCUUCGACAAUCACAGCUAUUUACCUACAGAAAUUUCCACUAAUUCAUCAUUGGGCCUGAUUGAAGAGUUAUCCUUGCCUACCACUGUUCCCGUCCAAGAAAACAAUCAUAAAUGGGAUCUGAACUCUGGUGAACAUCUUAGCAUCCCAUUUGAAUCUGAUAUUGAUUCGUUACCUAGAGGUCAGGAUGAGAAGAUAGACAAUAUGAGCGAUGAAGUUUCAUUGUCGAACAAAGCUUCAAUAGAAGAGGUGGACCAGUCUAGUUCAGAAAUUGAAUCACACAACUCCGAGGACACGCUUGUACAACCUCCAGUAGAUAUGUCCUUCAAGGAGAAGGUGAAAAAAUUUGUGCUGAAUGGGGAUGUAGAUACACUUGAAGAUAACAUUUAUGGUGUAUCUAUUGAGAGUGUUGCUGAAGAAAUCAAGAACGGCAAUCAGUUCAGGAAUGCUGAAGAAGUUCAACCAAGAACCUGUACUUCAGAGCACUCAAAGCAUUUUCAUGAGGGAUGUGAUGGAAUGGCUGACCAAGUUUUGUCUUCAACAACAGUUGACCCUUAUCUUGGUGAUGCUACUUCAUUAGGUGAUUUACGGAGUUCUCUAUCUGACAAGGAUGUUAAGACAUGUGAGAGGGAGGAUCAACAAGAUAUUAGUCGUCUCAAGUCCAUGUUGCAUCAGAAGGAGUUAGAAUUGUCUCGGUUGAAAGAACAGAUUGAGAAGGAACAGCAUGCAUUGUCAGUCAUGCAAGCCAACGCAGAAAUAGCUAUCAGCGAGGCACAAAAACUUAUCCUUGAAAAAGAUGCAGAGUUGCUUGCUGCUGAAGAAAACCUGUCAGGAUUAGUGGAGGUUGAGAUCCAGUAUCAUGGUGAUGGUGAGAUUGUGGAGGUGACUGGCAGCUUCAAUGGUUGGCAUCAUCAAAUUAAAUUGGAUCCACAGCCACCAUCCAGUAUCAUAGACCACACAGGAUCAAGAAAAUCCAGGCUGUGGUCAACAAUGCUAUGGCUUUACCCGGGAGUAUAUGAGAUAAAAUUCCUUGUUGAUGGCCAUUGGAAUAUUGAUCCUCAAAGAGAAACAGUUACCAGGGGUACAAUAUGUAACAACAUUCUUCGAGUUGACGGUUAAAUGGCUUUGAAGGGCAUUUUAUCUAUGGAUCACAGGGGCAAGGAGGCAGCUAAAUAAUCACUUGCUAGAUAUCUCAUAUCUGGCCUAUCUAUGAGGGGAUUGAGGGCAGACGCAAAAUUGAUGUUGAAGCAGUCUUUAUUCUUUAAAAUAUGCCAUCAGGACCAAUAAAUCAAGUGGGAGACUACUUACACAGAUGGAGAUGAGAGGAGCCCUGAACCACAACCAUAUUUAUUUACAGCUGCCGUGAUCACCGUACAAAGUAGGAGCUAUCAAAUCUGAUCCGUGCAAAUGUAUAUAUCUGCUAGUCACCAUAGAGCUUCACUAUCCUAUUAAUUUCAACAUUCACGGUUGCAAUAACCUUAUUCCGGUGGUAUCCUGCCUAGUAGAGAAUCUGUAUGUUGUUGGCUGUUACAUGAACUCGAACAGUGACUCGAAGCAGAUGUGGGAGCAGUUUUGUAUAUGCUACCCGGAUAUCUCUGAGUAUCGCUUUUCCAAACC
Messenger RNA from Argentina anserina (silverweed cinquefoil), 2350 nucleotides. RefSeq names its product protein PTST homolog 3, chloroplastic. The coding region runs from base 32 to 1852 and encodes 606 amino acids. The transcript has 13 exons. NCBI's taxonomy places the organism in Eukaryota, Viridiplantae, Streptophyta, Magnoliopsida, Rosales, Rosaceae. The record is from RefSeq and is a predicted model, not a curated record.